AUGAGAAAUAAAAACUCUUCUUACCGCUCGCUGUCGCUACUAGCCGACCACCCCCUUGCCACUCGCUAUUGCCACCGACCGCCUCCCGCCACCCCCGGCCGCCUCCUGCCAUCGGCCGCCUCCCGCCGUCGGCCGUCGGCCGACAUCCUUCGCCGACCGCCUCCUCCCACCGUCAUCCUCUGUUGUUCGCCACUGCUUAACGUCGGCUGCAACCUGCCCACUGCCGCCUCCUGUCGUCCUUCGCCGCCACCUAUCGGCCGGCUCCCCCUACCGCCGGCCGACCACCGGCCAUCGCCUGCCGGCCGCCUCUUGCCGCUGACCACCGUCCUUUGCCGCUGGCCACCUCCCGCCCGUCGGCCGCCUCUUGUUGCCGACCACUAUCCUCCGCCGGCCGACACUGGUCGCCGUCCUCCGCAACUGGCCGUCGUGCUCCACCGGCCGCCCUCCGCCUCCGACCGCCUCCCACCGCUGGCCGCCCACCACCUACCGCCGUCCUCCACUGCCAACCACCGUGCUCCACCGCCCGAUGCCCGCUGCCUCCGGCCGCCCUCCGCCCCCGGCAACCGUCGCUGCUAUCCACCGCCCGGCGCUGAUUGCCUCCUGCCGGUCGGCUGCCUCCCACCGUCGGCCAUCGUCCUCCGCCCCCUGCCGCCACCCGCCAUCCUCUGCCGGCUGCUCAGAAGGGAGAAAUUUUGUAUUGCCUACACGGAGGAAUUUCUCCGACACUCUGCUCGCAACAACCUGAUUGAGUUAGAGGCACAACAGAUUGCCAAGUACAUCAAUGACUUGUGA
Molecule: messenger RNA, 792 nt
Organism: Syzygium oleosum
Lineage: Eukaryota; Viridiplantae; Streptophyta; Magnoliopsida; Myrtales; Myrtaceae
Product: extensin-like
Exons: 2
Coding region: 1-792 (263 amino acids)
Source: RefSeq, a predicted model, not a curated record